AUGUAUCGCCCGUCAACCAGAAAUAUAGUCCCCUCGCGAUCAGCUUUACGGGUUUUGCGACGACUAGCCUUAGCAGGCUCUACAGCUAGUGUCAUUGGAAGUAUAUGCACUGUUGCCACAAUUACCUACGAAGUGAACCGGAGAGUCAGCCUAGCAGAAAACCUGGUCAAGCAAAAACGAACCCUCGAGUCGUCAUGUCCGAAUUACAGCACAUUGGGGCGAGGGAUAGCAGUGGAGAGGAUGAUGGAGGCCGCAGAAGCUGGGGAAUUUUUAGGCUUAGAUUCAAUGAAGAAGAAACCAGCUCCUGUUGAUGACCGGAGUCGGACCCGAGAUAUUGCAGGAGCAAAAAUUCCCUACGAAAGCCGCGAAAAUAUUGUCCCAUCAGAAUCUUCGAUUGCUAAAGACAGAUUGGAGGCUUCAAAAACUAUGGUGACGAAUAAGGGCCCCUUAGCAAAUCCUCGUUCGAAUCCACUAGACCUGAGUGCUCGAUACUCUCACCCUCGUGCCAUGAUGAAACUUGCCGGCUCCUCUUUGAAUAUUGCACCGUCUACUCAGUAUCAAAAAUGGAAAUCGAGAAUUGAAAAGCACCUAGAGCAGGGUCAACCGAUUGAGGCGGCUCAUCAUUUCUUACGCCCACCCGGAGAUUUUGUCGAGGAAAACCUGGAAGCCCUGAAGGAGCUUUCUUCCAGGAUAUUUAAUGAAAAUCUGAAAGCUGGUAAUACAUCUCUAGCGGGUGGUAUUUUCCGGUGGGAUGAAAGAAACGGCCAAGUGACUUCAAGUUCAUGGGAAUCACUAAUUUUGGCUCAAGGGUCAAGAUGGAGUGCCGAUACCCUUGCAUCACUCUAUUUGCGCCAUGCUGACCGUUUCGAGCUAUCAUAUGAACUUCGAGGGAUAGUCUUACGAUCACUAGUGGAUUCAUAUAGGCUGGGAGAGGCCAAGAAUUUUGUUUUCAGAUACCUAAAAGAUGACAAAAGCUGCGGGCUGAGCGCAAUUUACCUGGGUGGUUUGUAUGCGAAAAGCCGUAAUAUGGAACUAGUUGAGACCCAGGCUGGAAAGUUGGCGAGCUCCCUCCUGGGCCUCGAAAUACUUCCGACAGAGCGAUUAUUCAAUCCUCUUUUAAAGGCAUAUAUCGAGUCCGGAUAUGACGAGAAGGCCCAGGCUUUGAUUGAAGAAAUGAAGUCUAUUUAUGGUAUUAGUAUCGGGCUUAGACCAUUGGGUUUACUUGCAUAUGGAAAGGCACUAAAGAGCGAUUGGCAAGGUGUCGAACAAUGCCUCCGGCAGAUACAUGAGUUGGGGUUAGAUAGGUCUGGCCGCAAAAACUUCACGAAGGUUUUCGAUCGCAUAUUUCUAGAGUAUUUCCUUGGAAAUUCCGGUGAAAGCAUCCGAAAAUUUAUAUUCCAAGCGAUUGAGGAGUAUGAUUUAGAAAUGGAUGAUGUCCUUUUCGAGCAUAUCCUUAUUGCGUUUAUCCAGAAGGGAAACAUGGAAAUGGUUGACGAGUUUUUGCAGGUUGCAAAAGCCAAAUCAUGGAAUGUGACAUCCAAUAAAGAACAUUUCAUUCAUCUGUUGAGGAACCACAGAAUGACUUGCGAGAAGAGUGCCGUAGGUUUGUGGCGGAUGUUCCGUUCAUCACAGGAGAAAAAUGGCCGAGCUGGGGCUUCUCUAAGGAUGCUCGGCUUUGACAGGGACUCUUUCCCGCUUGAGGAGGCAUACAAACUCCCUUGGACUGGAGGACGAACAGCUUGGUCGGAUAAAAUCAAGUCUGCGCCGAUGAGCGGACGAGAUGUGGAUAAAUUUGUCGCUCUCCGUAAGAGAAUGAUCCAUAGCAUUAACGCUGGACGAAUGAAUGAAGCUCUUGAGCUUUUUACCACAGCUAAGGCGUCAGGAAAGUUUAUGAAGCAAAUUCAUGUUGAAUUAGCUCUUGUCGCCAGUCUCAUGCAAAAAGGGUGUGCAAAUGAGGCUCAGAAAAUUCUUGAAGGAGCAAAAACAUCAUUCCCGGAAUUCGACAAGACAAAGUUGGGGCAUUUCUACAAGCAAAUAUUCGAGGUCAGAUCCAGGGAGAAGGCAUUAAAGAUGGCAGUUUUCCUUUUUUAUAGGGUCCUUGAAGACAAUAUGCUUCCAAUCAAACACCAUAUGACCGUCAGCGCUAGUGCGAUGCUGAUUAAACAGGGGAAACCUGGAGCUGCCCUUAGGUUAUUCCGCGCAGUCAAUAAGGGAAAAUACGGUGCUUCAUCGCCAUUUGAUGCUAUUGCUGUGAAGAUGAUUGCUAGGGCAGCGGCCGCAAGUGGGAGUCGCAGAGGGCUCCGAUGGGCUAUUUUAACGGCAAUGAGCCGAAGCUCCGCGCUACACAGAGAUCUAGUCGUUGAAUUACAACGGCUAGUUGAGCACCUCAAGUAUGUGCUUGAACAACAUUCUAAUACCUCGGCACCGAAUGCGGCAGAUGAUACGCUCCAUAAUGAGCUCGAAUACCUCGACUACUUGGUGAAACUCCUUGAUCAGAAAGAAGCUGUACAAAGUGGCCGUGCCGAUGCCGUUGUCGCUCAAGAGACAGCGAAGAAAGACCCAGGGCAAAUGCCUGUUACUGAUCACGAUACACCCAUCCGCCCCCAAGACCUAACAUUGCGAGCUAAUGGUCUGGUCCAGACGCUUGAAAACUGGUGCGAAAGGUCCGAAUUUGAAUUGGCAUCUGGAAAGGAGAGGAAAGGUCCUAUCGAAAUGGACGGGUUUAUCGGCUCUAGAGGGACCGCGAACACGUUAGAACCAGAGCUACAGCUCGGACAUGGUUGA
Molecule: messenger RNA, 2784 nt
Organism: Microsporum canis CBS 113480
Lineage: Eukaryota; Fungi; Ascomycota; Eurotiomycetes; Onygenales; Arthrodermataceae
Product: pentatricopeptide repeat protein
Exons: 1
Coding region: 1-2784 (927 amino acids)
Source: RefSeq, a predicted model, not a curated record